GGUAAACCUAUUCAUUUUCAGGUGAGCCAGGAGCCCCUCUAGAUCCAGAUGUUUUGGUGCUCUUUGCCACUCUGACACUCUUGUUUUUGUCUCAUUCAAACAAAGGGACUCUCAUCCCAGCCUUCAUUCAUUCUAUACAAAUCGGAAGGUUUAUGAUAGUUACUAUUAAGGAGAUUAUUUGGGUUCCCUAAUCUCCAAUCUGAGGAUUAACCGAGGCUAUUGGUGUGUCCAGAUUACAGGCCCCUCUGUUUACACCCGCAGGAUCAAGAUUAUUGUUUUUGUGCCACCAAGUUUCUUUUCAACGCAUCUUCCACCCAAAGUUUACUGUAACUUUUAAAGGUAGAUGUGUUAAGUGGUGGUCAUCUUUCUUUGGUUGAGUGAAGUCCAGAGCACCGUCAUGGAGGAGUCCUCGGUGCCCCCCAUUGACCCAGAUUUCGAGCCGCAGAGCAGACCCCGCUCCUGCACUUGGCCGCUGCCGAGGCCCGACAUCUCGGCUGUCAAACCGGAGGGGGCGGACGGCUCCGAGUCCGCCGCCGGGACCCCGCCCGCCGACGAGGACAAGCCCGAGCCGCAGCAAAUCACCUCCGAGCCCGAGAAGGCCGCGGCGGGGGCCGAGGGAGGGGUCGUGGCCGGCGGGGGCGGAGCCGGAGCGACGCCCCGUAAAGGGUCAUCCCGGCGCAACGCGUGGGGGAACCAGAGCUACGCAGACCUGAUCAGCCAGGCCAUCGAUAACUCACCGGAGAAGAGGCUGACCCUGGCACAGAUCUAUGAGUGGAUGGUGAAGACAGUGCCUUACUUCAGAGACAAAGGAGACAGCAACAGCUCAGCGGGCUGGAAGAAUUCAAUUCGCCACAAUUUAUCACUCCACAACAAGUUCUUGAGGGUACACAAUGAAUCGACAGGCAAGAGCUCCUGGUGGAUGCUCAACCCAGAGGGAGGGAAGACGGGGAAGGCUCCUCGCCGCCGGGCCGCCUCCAUGGACAACAGCAGCAAACUGCUGAAGAGCCGCAUGAGGGCCAAGCAGACUAAGAAGCAAGCGGGAGCAGCCGGCCUCGGGAGCGCCGGAGGGUCGCUGCAGGGCGACGGCAGCACGGGUUCAGGCGGCGCAGACAGCCCUAAUUCGUCCCAGCAGUUCCCCAAAUGGGGGGUCAACAACAGCAGCCCGUCGUCCCGCGGCAGCCUGGAUGACGCCGACAUGUGGACCACCUUCCGCCCACGUACAAGCUCCAACGCCAGCACCCUGAGUGGACGUCUGUCCCCCAUCGCUCCUGGACAGGAGGACGAUGACAACCUGCCCGAGGACAGCCUGCUGGGAAGAUACACCGCCAGCAGCUUGACCCCCACCCUCACCGAGACCCUGAUGGAGGAGCUGGAUCUGAUCGACGGCCUCACGUUGAUGACAGGGCAGCAGGGAGGGGCCAGUCCCAGUACAGCCCCACCAGCACCUCCUACUCCGUUGCCCUCCGCCUCCACCCUGCUGCCUCGUGGCUCCAGCUUCUCCUCCUUCCAUAACCCUAACCAGACUCACACCGGGACCCAGGCCUCCGUCUCUCAGUGCGGACCGAGCAGCAAAGAGCCGUCGACCUUCAGCAACUCCCUCUUCAACCCCAUGUCCAGCUCUGGCUCUCGUGGGGGCGGCCACUACACCACCCACGUGCCCUCCAGCCUGGAGGCGCUGCUCACCUCCGACUCCCCUCCUCCCAGUGAUGUCAUGAUGACCCAGGUGGAUCCCCACAUGCCCAGUCCUGGUGGGGUGGGCAUGAUGGGUCUGGGCUCAUCCGUGGUGGGUGUGAGGUCCAAACCCAACCAGCUGCUGUUGGGUAAAGGGCUGGAGCCCAACACUGUGGCCCCCAUGGCGCUGCAGGCUCAGAUGCAGCAGCGUCACCUUCACCACCAUCACCACCAGCAGCAGCAGCAGCAGCAGCAGCAACAACAGCAACAACAGCAACAGCAGCAACAACAACAACAACCACCACAACAACAACACCAGCACCACUCUCAGAUGGGGUUGGGGAUGAUCCUCUCAGGUAUGUCUCAGGACCCGUCACAGCUCUCUGCCCUCAAAGCCCAGCAUGCAGCGGUGCCAGCGGUGGGCUCUCAUCACGGAGGGCCCAUCGGCUCAGCCAAUCCCGGCAUGAGCCUGCUGGGGAUGAGUCAGUUCGGAGCGCCGUCCUGCUUCCCGACUGGCCAGGACAGACUGCCCACAGACUUGGACAUUGACAUGUUCACCGAAAACCUGGAUUGCGACGUGGACUACAUCAUCAACAGUGACCUCAUGGACGGAGAUAGCCUCGACUUCAACUUUGACCCCAUACUGCCUGGAGGCCAAGGCUGCGCUGGCCCGGCCACCACACAGGGCUCCGCUCAAAACUGGGUGCCGAGCUAAUUCCUAAGCUGACCGCACUGAGUCAGCCAGGAACUGAUCUCCAAUCAGGAUAACCUCAUAAGACAACAAAACGACCGGUGCGUUCCUCCUCCCUGCUGGCUAUAAUACAACGCUUCUCUCCGACUUUUAAGACUAGACCUCAGCCAUGUCAUGUGCCAAGACAUGCGGAGGACAGGGAGGAGCUCCAGGCUACUAUGCACAAUAUUUCUCCCAUUUUUAGAAAACAUAACACUUGCAACAAUUAGGCUGCUAGACUUUUUUUCCCCUUCUUCUAAUCCGAACUGAUGAUUUUUAAAAGACGUGUGACAUUUUAAGAGUGAAAAGACAAAUCAUUAACUCCCCUCUGCUGGGAGUUUGUAUUUCAGUUAUGUUACACCAGAAUAGCUUCAGGUUGGAAACGGUACGCGAUGGCUUUGGUAUUGUGGACUCGAUGGACUGUGCGUUUUUGGAGAAAUGGCCAGUUUUCCAUUGACACUAGCGUGAACUGCCAGAACCAAACGCUGUUUGAGGUGCAGUUACUCAGCUGCACCGCGGAGAAGCUUCAUCACAGGCGUCGGAGGGUGAACAGGUGGAAGAUAAAAGGCUGCACGACUGGAGGUAUAAAAUGCUUGAUUCAACAUUUGCUACACAUCUCGCACAAUUGUGGACUACAAAUAUAUGUACGAUCUAAAUUUCUCACUUCUGAGAAAGAAAACAUAAUGCUUUUUUUUUUUUCUCCAAUGAAAUUUGGUGAUUCAGCAGUUGAGGGUCUGCUUUUUCAGUUUGGAAUUUUUGACUUCAAUCCAGUGUGUAAUGGUAGAUGUCAGUUAGAGGGUGUGUGUUUUUUAUUUUUUAAAUCCCUGAUGUGCAGUUAAACUAACAAAAUGAAGAAAUGUGAUUUGUGAAUUUCAACACGGGGCAUUCAAGGGUAGAUUUAUUUGCCAACAAGUGAUUGGUUGGCCAAGUAUUAUAUUGUUUUAGACAGCAGUACGCAUCCACUGUCAAAUGGUCUACCUGAUAAUUUCUUCUUCCUUUUUGUUUUUCAUUGAGCCUGUGCAUUUUCAAAGCGCUUAGGUUUCCUGCGACACAGGGACCCCAAACCUAAGAGACACAUUAGGUUAUACCAUUUCAUUAAAAGGGUUUAAAUCCCGAAAAAAAUUAUAAUUAAAAAAUCAUGUAAAGUACACGUUGCACAUGUACACGAUGUCACGCUAUGCAGAUUUAUCAGGAGAACUAAAUGAAAUCUUGAAGGAAAUUUGAAAAAUCACUUCUUGAAGGGUUUUGUUAUUUAACAUUUUCCUGAUAUUUUGUCGGGGGGUUGAGGGGGGACGUGGGUGCUUCAUGUCAAACUAUUCGCUCACACUUUAAAUAUUCACUUCAAGAAAUGAAUUCUCUGUGUGAGAAGUACAAAAGAAGAAUAUAUUUGAUUAUAGUUUUAAUAUACAAUUUAGAUGGAAGUAAUAAAUGAGAUAUUAAUGCAUAUGAAUAUAUUACUAAUGACAAGUGUUUUUUUACAUUGGAGGACGCAUUCUCAGAUCAUUUUUAACGGUAAUUUUCUAUACUUGUAUUUUUGUAAAGGAUGAGAUGCAUGUAGAUUUUCUUUUUUACGUAACCAAAGGAACACUAAUAUUUGCAUUUGCAUGGCAUUUAGGGAGUGCUUGGGCCUGACACAGCAUCUCAGUGUACAUAAGCUUUGCAAAAGAUGCCUGUAAAGUGAAAUCUGACUUGGAGCGUCGAGUGAGGCAUCAAUACUUGACCAUUUUAACUAAAAUUCCCAAUGACCUGCUUCAUUGUUUUCUGCAUUAAUUGUGAAUCCAAGUAAGAAAAAAAGUUUUUAAUUCUGCGCUGAAACGUGGCAUGGUAAAAAGUAAAACCUUUAUCGUCCCACUUUUCAACAUGCCGUCGCAUUCUCAUCUCAAAACGAGACUAAUACAACCGUUACCUCUCAGGGUCGCUCAGAGGAAAAACAACAGGAAAACAACUCUGCACAGAUGUAACCGGAUCGUGUGAAAAUAGCAAAACAAAUAUUUAUUCUACACAUUUUCUCUGUUACAACAGACUGGAAACCGACGCACCACGUCUGUGCGUUUUGUUUUCCUGGAGGAGUUUCUGUCUUAAAAAAAAAAGAGUUGGCCCUCAAAUUUGACUUCCCUUUUUUAGAGAAAUGUAUUUUAGCUCUCCAGCCGUGUAUAUCAGUUCUAUACUUUUCCUUGGGUUUCAUUUUGACUGCCAAUAUUUAAAACACUAUAGCAUGACUUUACUCUGUAGCGAGAUGGACUUUAUUCUGUCAUCUUCCCCCUUAAAUUUUUAUGUUUUGUGUUUGUAUUGAAUUACUUUUGUUCAUAACUGUCAACGUUUUUGUGAUCAGAAAUAACAUCCCAUCAGUUUCAUUCUUUCAUUAUUUCACUGUAGCUACGUGGAUAUGGUAGUCUCUGAUUUUUAUAAAGCACUCUUUUUUUUUUUUUUUUUUUGUACUUUUCUAAUGGUGCUAGAUGUCAUUUCUGACAUAUCCUGCAGUAUGGCAUGAUGCCAUGGGUGCAUAUCAGGGCCUUUUGAAUUUUCUGUAUCCAGCACAAGGAUCUCGAUAUUGUGUUAUGUUAGAAGUUAGCACACGAUCAACAGUGUUUCCCCAUCUUUGUUUUUUUGUUUAUAUAUAUAUCUAUAUAUAUAUAUAUAUAUAUAUAUAUAGAUAUAUAUAUAUGACCCAUAACCCCUCUGAACUGGUCAUUAAAUAGAUCUGGAAACAGAAGACCAGCUUCUUCAAACUGCAUGAUUUUAUUGUUAUUUUAAAUCAUAACAUUUAAUUAUUUUAGAAAGUUGUAUUUGCAACAACUCCCCCUGUUUCUCUGAACUAAUGUCCAGGUGUUGGACAUGUUAUUAACAUUUUAAAAAGGACAGACUGCAGCAUGUAAAAGGAGCAGCAGUGGGUUGGAUGUCUCUAGUUUACUGUUGGAUGUCUCUAGUUUACUGGGCAGGUGUGGUGUAAUUACUUCCCUUGUAUUUCCCCCUCAAUGUAAUAAUUAUCUUCAUAUUAUGUUCUUCAGUUUUCUUUAAGUAGCAGUUAGUCCAUGUAUGUUUGUUUUGAAAUUUAAAAAUUUGCCCCAUUUGAUACAGUAUUUUAGUAAUCGGCAAGGGUUUUCUUCCAUAGAGGGUUGGGUGGACAGGGAAUGAUGAGUUGUGCAUAAGCCAAUUAUGUUUAUGAUUUUUGAUUAAUGUUGAUAGUUUUUAAGACACCCCCCCCUCCCAAAUCAGUCUCUUUCUUUCAAAUUGUAAAGUCAGCCAGAGAUGACAAACAGUUCUGAACAGCAGAAAUAAAUUCAAUAAAAACUGUUUAACCCACUUUGUCUGAGUCUUUGGUGCAAAGUUACUGAAUUCUGUUUUAUUUUGAUGUUACUGUGUUCAGUUCUGCAGGUCUGCCACUAGAGGCCGCUGAUGUCCAGUAUUACAACUACUGUCACUGCCUGGUAGCAGAUAAAUGUAC
Messenger RNA from Anoplopoma fimbria (sablefish), 5846 nucleotides. RefSeq names its product forkhead box O4 (gene foxo4). The record is from RefSeq and is a predicted model, not a curated record. Lineage: Eukaryota; Metazoa; Chordata; Actinopteri; Perciformes; Anoplopomatidae. The transcript is spliced from 3 exons. Gene Ontology annotation, cellular component: nucleus. The coding region runs from base 398 to 2386 and encodes 662 amino acids. Gene Ontology annotation, biological process: regulation of transcription by RNA polymerase II. Gene Ontology annotation, molecular function: RNA polymerase II cis-regulatory region sequence-specific DNA binding; DNA-binding transcription factor activity, RNA polymerase II-specific.